CCCGUAUACACCGCGGGCGCGCACUUACAGCUGUCAACAUUGUUUGAUAAUAGGUUACAAAAGUUAACUUUUCGAAUCCAUAUCUUUUUUGCGUUAAAAAUGUCUAAAUCAUCUUUUUAAAAUGAGGGCUAUUGAAUUUGAAAACAUACGCGUUGCGUUCUUGUUAUAAAACGGUGGCCAACUGGAUUUGCAGAACUUGCUGUCAAAAAGUACGCGAACAUUUUGUGGCGUGAAUUUUGCAUAAUGUUCUCACAUGAUGUAUGAAGAUGAUAACAUUACCUCUACUCCUAAGCGUUGCGCGCUUACCGAAGUAACGAACUCUGGUAGUUACGUGUCUCCGACAGCUAACCUCAAGCUUCUGACCAAUGUCGCACUACAAUACCCCACGCCCCCGCCUAGCGUUGUCCACCGCAAAGAGAAGUCUCUGCAGAUUCUAUGUGACAGGUUCCUUGAUUUAUACCCUCUUCGUGGAAAUGGCACUUUGGAAAUACAGCUGGACAGUACUGCAGCGCGGCUAGGAGUCGAAAAGAGACGAAUGUACGACAUUAUCAAUAUCCUAGAAGCUAUGCAAUGUGCUGUUCACAAGAGAAAAAAUACGUACCUCUGGCAUGGAGGCUCAAGACUGAAUUCCUUUCUCAAAAUGCUAAAAAAGCAAGGAGAGAAUUUAAGAUUGUCUGAGGCACUUCGAGGAAGAGCACCAAAACCCCCAGCUCCAAAACACAAAACUCUUGGUGUGUUGGCACAAAGGUUUUUGAUGUUGUUUUUAGUGGAGAAACCAAACACCCUCAUUAACUUAGAGAUGGCAGUUGGUGUCCUGAUAGACACAGCCAAUAAGAACAAAACAGUUCUCUCUCCAGAGCAGCAGGAUCGCCAACACAAAUCCAAAGUGCGGCGACUAUAUGAUAUUGCUAAUGUUUUAAUUUCAAUUGGUCUCAUAGAAAAAGUAUCUGGUAAUUUAAUAUUAAAGAAGCCUGUGUUCCGCUAUGUGGGACCUUUAAAGAUGAAAAGGGCUGAAAAAAUGGUGGUGGAAGCUACUCCUUCUCCAAUUAUGCCUCUUUCUGUAGUGGACAGCCAGGACUGUGUUACACCUUGCCAUGCAUUUGCUGUAAAGUCUAAACGAAAGUUGGAGUUUACAUCCCCGUCACCAAGCUCCAGUAAAGCACUCAAAUUGUACGUAUCCACUCCACCUGACACUCCGUCGCAAAAGUGGGAUGAGAUUCUACUUGUUGCCGACAUGGAACUGAAUAAAAUUAACAAUGGCAAUUGUUGUGAUUUUAUUAUAACUUAAAUAUUUGUAAUGUAUUAAUGAAUUCAUAUUUUAGACAGAUUUUUCUAUACUCGAGUCUUCCAGGGGAUGUUAUAAAUGUCUGAAGACUUAAAACAUAUUCUUAUAUGUUCCUAUAUUUAAAUUUUAUGGACUUGUUAAUCAGAGUAGAUGUUUAUCUUGUCACAUACAAUACAUAGUGCAAUUAUAAAGUUUAGUGAAUUGUUCGAACAGAAAAGAAAUUCAAAAUUUUUAAUGGGAAGCAUAAUACUUAUUUAUUUUA
Hyposmocoma kahamanoa is the source of this 1547-nucleotide messenger RNA. Its product is annotated as transcription factor E2F7-like. Gene Ontology annotation, molecular function: RNA polymerase II cis-regulatory region sequence-specific DNA binding; DNA-binding transcription factor activity, RNA polymerase II-specific. Bases 254 to 1288 code for a protein of 344 amino acids. The transcript is spliced from 3 exons. Gene Ontology annotation, biological process: regulation of transcription by RNA polymerase II. Gene Ontology annotation, cellular component: RNA polymerase II transcription regulator complex. The record is from RefSeq and is a predicted model, not a curated record. NCBI's taxonomy places the organism in Eukaryota, Metazoa, Arthropoda, Insecta, Lepidoptera, Cosmopterigidae.